UGCUGGUCGGCGCUCGGUCAUGGCGAUGCACGCUAAAUCCGCUCCGCCGCAGAUCCCCGAUACCCGCCGCGAGUUGGCCGAGCUCGUCAAGAGGAAGCAGGAGCUGGCGGAGACGCUGGUAAACCUGGAGAGACAGAUCUAUGCCUUUGAAGGGAGCUACCUGGAGGAUACGCAGAUGUAUGGCAACAUUAUCAGAGGAUGGGACCGCUACCUCACGAACCAGAAGAACUCCAACAGCAAGACAGACAGAAGGAACCGGAAGUUCAAGGAGGCAGAACGCCUCUUCAGCAAAUCCUCUGUAACAUCAGUGGCAGCUGUUUGCGCUCUUGGUGGCGUCCCUGAUCACAUGAAUGAGAAACGUGAGGCAGGCAGUGGCACAGAGAGCGACACAUCUCCAGACCUCCAGAACCAGGAGAACGAGCCGGGCCAGGAGGAGGCGGAGGACGCAGACGGAGCCCUGCAGGACUUGAAGCCCCAGAAAGCAGCUUCAUCUUCCAGCUCCACCAACACCGGCCACCACAGCAGCCACAAGAAACGCAAGAACAAGAACCGGCACAGCCCCUCCGCCAUGUUUGAUUAUGACUUUGAAUUUGACAUGAAGAUGAACAAAAAGCCCAGAGCAGACUAUUCGGCUUGAUGGUUACCACAGAGAGGAGCGGAGUGUUUGACACGGACUCUAUCUGCACCACCACGCAAACAAAACCACAGUUGUACAGCCUCAGGCUGCACCCAUUCAUCAUUACUCCUGUCUGCCAUAACAGCGCCGGCCAAUCUAGUGCAAGCGUGGAAAACGCCCUUCUUCUUCUUAAGCUACUACUUCUUCUGUCUUUUAUGUUUCAUACAUCUUUACCCCUCCAGAUCACAGGGGAAGGGAUGUGUUCCAGUUUACAGUCCGGUUAGUGUCUCCACAUUUCUGCUCUCGCUGCACAAAAACCUUCAUUUUAAUUCAUUCGCAGGUACAAACAGUUCUGUCUGCAUGUUCUCUGUGUGAGGUUUGAACACAGUCCUCAUCUCCAUACACCUCAUCAAUGCCUAUUUCCAUUAUGUCUGGUUAUCUUCUGUGUUUGUGAUGCUGCUGCGUUCGAGAAGUUUCCAGCAACUCUUCAGCUAAAAAAAGACACGUGAGAUUUCUUUUUGGAAAAUCUAUUACUUUUUGUUAAAACUUGUAGUUAAUGUGAAAAGUAAAACAGUCUUGUCAUUUCCAUAGUUGUUUUUUACUCUACAUUUUGUUUUGAAUAAAAAUGUGAUUAAAAAAUA
Colossoma macropomum (tambaqui) is the source of this 1257-nucleotide messenger RNA. It is a transcript of the gene meaf6, whose product is annotated as MYST/Esa1-associated factor 6. Gene Ontology annotation, cellular component: NuA4 histone acetyltransferase complex. The coding region runs from base 20 to 637 and encodes 205 amino acids. The transcript is spliced from 8 exons. The record is from RefSeq and is a predicted model, not a curated record. NCBI's taxonomy places the organism in Eukaryota, Metazoa, Chordata, Actinopteri, Characiformes, Serrasalmidae.